Messenger RNA from Didymodactylos carnosus, 1974 nucleotides. NCBI's taxonomy places the organism in Eukaryota, Metazoa, Rotifera, Eurotatoria, Philodinida, Philodinidae. The record is from the annotation of a GenBank genome assembly.
AUGAGAGAGCGCGAGAAGGGUGUGCUUCAAGUCUAUCGUGGUGUGAAACUGUCGAAUGAAGAAGUUGAAAAGCUGAAAGCGAAUGAAGGCAAACUCAUCUCGAUGAAUGGUUUUCUGUCAACAAGUCGUUUGCCCUCAGUGGCGCAGAAUUUCGCAUCUCAGUCGACGAAGCGUCGAGACGCUGUUGUUGUUCUCUUUGAGAUUGAGUAUGAUUUGAGUGAGUUAAAUGAUCAUGACAUUGUGUGUGCCGACAUCGCGAAGUUUAGCGAUUAUCCAGAAGAGCAGGAAGUCCUCUUUGAUCUAGGUGCAACUUUCAAAAUUCAGUCAGUUAAUCGUGAAAAGCCGGAUCUCAGUCGUGUAAAGCUAAGAGUAACAAGCGAAGGAGCAGAUAUAGCACGAGAAUAUAUCAAGUUGAAUAGAAAAGAGCUCGAGCAAAGAAGCGUUGCGGUCAUGUUUGAUUCACUUCUUUGUGAUAUGGGACAGUAUGACAAAUCAAUGAAGUACUUUGAGAAUCUACUUCAAAAUCAUAAAGAUGAAAAUAUAAGUGACAUUGAGUUUAACCUUGGGCGUGCUCACGGCUUCAGAGGCGAGUACGACAAAGAACUGCAGCUGUAUGAGCAUAGCUAUGCAACAAUGAUGAUGAGCAAGCCAGUGCCUGAGAAAGCAUCAGCUAUAGUAUUAAAUAAUAUUGGUGUGGUUUAUGGCAGCAAAGGCGAGUAUGAUCGUGCUUUGGACUAUUGUUCAAAAUGUCUCAAGAUUCAAGAAAAGUGUUUGCCAUCUGAUCACCCAGAUAUUGGUGAUAGUCUGAAUACCAUUGGCAAUAUUUAUAACAGCAAAGGCGAGUAUGAUCGUGCUUUGGACUAUUAUUCAAAAUGUCUCAAGAUUCAAGAAAAAUGUUUGCCAUCUGAUCAUCCACAUAUUGCUAGUAGUCUGAAUAAUAUUGGCAAUAUUUAUAACAGCAAAGGCGAGUAUGAUCGUGCUUUGGACUAUUAUUCAAAAUGUCUCAAGAUGAGAGAAAAAUGUUUGCCAUCUGAUCAUUCAGAUAUUGGUGAUAGUCUGAAUAACAUUGGCAAUAUUUAUAACAGCAAAGGCGAGUAUGAUCAUGCUUUGGACUAUUAUUCAAAAUGUCUCAAGAUGAGAGAAAAAUGUUUGCCAUCUGAUCAUCCACAUAUUGCUGCUAGUCUGAAUAAUAUGGGCAGUGUUUAUGACAGGAAAGGCGAGUAUGAUCGUGCUUUGGACUAUUAUUCAAAAUGUCUCAAGAUGAGAGAAAAAUGUUUGCCAUCUGAUCAUCCAGAUAUUGCUCGUAGUCUGAAUAAUAUUGGCAAUAUUUAUGACUGCAAAGGCGAGUGUGAUCGUGCUUUGAACUAUUAUUCAAAAUGUCUCAGGAUGAGAGAAAAAUGUUUGCCGUCUGAUCAUCCAGAUAUUGGUGAUAGUCUGAAUAACAUUGGCAAUAUUUAUAACAGCAAAGGCGAGUAUGAUCGUGCUUUGGACUAUUAUUCAAAAUGUCUCAAGGUUCAAGAGAAAUGUUUGCCAUCUGAUCAUCCACAUAUUGCUAGUAAUCUAAAUAAUAUUGGUGUGGUUUAUGGCAGCAAAGGCGAGUAUGAUCGUGCUUUGGACUAUUAUUCAAAAUGUCUCAAGAUGAGAGAAAAAUGUUUGCCAUCUGAUCAUCCAGAUAUUGCUCAUAGUCUAAAUAAUAUUGGCAAUAUUUAUAACAGGAAAGGCGAGUAUGAUCGUGCUUUGGACUAUUAUUCAAAAUGUCUCAAGAUGAGAGAAAAAUGUUUGCCGUCUGAUCAUCCAGAUAUUGGUGAUAGUCUGAAUAACAUUGGCGUUGUUUAUUACAAGAGAAGCGAGUAUAAGCGUGCUGUAGGAUAUUUUGAAAGGUGCUUGAAGAUUCGUAAAAAGUUUCUUGCAUCAGGCCAUCCGGACCGUGUCGGAGUUGAGAAGAUGUUGUCCGGAGCAAAGAAGUUUGUGUAA